Micropterus salmoides (largemouth bass) is the source of this 3345-nucleotide messenger RNA. RefSeq lists its product as uncharacterized. Bases 629 to 3013 code for a protein of 794 amino acids. NCBI's taxonomy places the organism in Eukaryota, Metazoa, Chordata, Actinopteri, Centrarchiformes, Centrarchidae. The transcript is spliced from 12 exons. The record is from RefSeq and is a predicted model, not a curated record.
AAGGUGGUCCUUGAAAUUUGCUUAAUGUGAGACUUAAACGACGUGUCCUGAUCAAAGAUAACUCCAAGAUUCCUCACAGUGGUGCUGGAGGCCAGGGCGAUGCCAGGUAAGCUAGUCCAAACAAAUACAUAUAAUCAUAUGCCAAUGUAGCCACAUGAGGCUACACCUUCAAGUGGACAAGACAAUAGAGACAUUGUAUUAUCAAGGUGAGAGCGGAUCAGUUAAAAAUCAAAGACAUCAGUUGGUAGUAAAUUGGGGGCUAAGCCACAGGGGUGAGGGGUGAGAAAGGUUGAGAUCUUCUAGCUGGAUAAGUGCGUCUCUCAGAAUACUCUCAGAAUACAGAUUGACAUAGAUCAUUGCAAGUGCCAAGUGAAGCUUAUUUAAGCCUCUGCCUUAUUGUUUGUUUUUCAUGUUGUAAAUUGAUCCAAAUUGUCUACUUCCUAUUUCAUAGGACAUAGAAAAAAGAAAAUAUAAAUUCCAAGUUUAAAUUUAAUCAAUUCAAUCUAUUGUGUAUUGAAUGCAUGUAGAUGGAAACUUGGACUUCCUCUUUAAACAGGAAGUAGGAGCUUCAGCAGGAGCACUCAGCACAUGAGGUCUAACAGGAGAUCUUCAUUACCUGGUUGGAAGGAUGAGUGAGCGACUGUGCGGGCUGUGUUACAAAAACGUCAGUUACUUAAGGCAACACCUUAAAAUCUACCACACCAUUCCAAACAAAGAAGAGUUCCAGCUUCUGAUGCAAUAUGGAAAUUCACGAACUAGUAAAUCCUUGGAAUGCACAAUAUGUGGGAAGAGAAAUCUCGUCCGCCUUGAUAAACACUUACAAACAGCACACAAAAUUGGUUCAGCAGAGGAGCGAGAACCGAUCAUGAAGCAGGCCAAGAGAGCAGUCAUAGUUAAAGAGCUGGCAGAACUGCGUGAGUCCAACCCUGAUGUGCCCAUUGUAUCCAGCUUGGACUUGGGUGUUACCACUGAACAUGAGAAGUUUGUUCUGCCCAUUGGAGAGAUCAUUGAGGAGGCUGUUUCUGAGGAACUGUCGGAGGAGCCAGAGGGAUCAGAGUUCAGGGAGGAGGAGGAGGCCUUGAGUAUCAGUUCAACACCCACAAACCAUCCUGUGACUGGAAUACAUUGUGCCUUCCAAUGCCCCUCCCCCACACCUCAAGGACAGGAUCGCGUUCAUACCUUGUCCUCCUCCAAUCACCCACAUCAACAAAUUGGUCAACAGUUUUCUUCCACCCCUGUUUCUGGGGCCAAAAACUCUUCUACCAGUCACCAAAUUCCUUCCACCGCCCUAUGUGCAUCCAUGUCUCCGCCUUCACGUGAGACUGUGACUUCUUUUAACCUACCGGAGAACUUGAGUGGCCAUAUUCAUCACUCGACUGGUUCAAUGUCAAGGGACUGCACGUCCAACUGGGAGAAGUUGGAUUCCAGGUUGCAGCAGUUGGAAAAAAAGGUGGAGUGUUUGAUGGAAAUUCAGCAAGAGAAACCCACUCCAUUUAAAGCACCUCUAUCUGUUCAAAACAGUGAGCAUGUCGGCAAGGGAAAGAAGGAUUCUUGUUUCUAUGAAAAGGUUGUUGAAGACUUCUUCAAGUUUCGCCUGGGGCCACGGACUGGACAGAAGGACAGGAGCAAUGCAAGGAGGUCUUCAGGCCAUGCUCUUCACUUUUGCCUCUACAUGGCUGCUGGUCUACCCUCCAAGAUUGUCUCCAGUGACCUAAGAUUCCUGAACCAAAUGGACAAGUUGUGUGGUUGGCCAACAUACCUGGUCCAGAAGGGCUACGAACCUGCAACAAUGAAAAACAUGUUGACCAACGUGACAAUGUUUUUCAAGCACAUUGAAAAGUCCUUCCUGAGUAAAGGCAAGCUCAAACAGAAUGAAUUAAAAACAAUUCUGCACGAGUUGACGAGGAUCCAGGCUGAGAUUCAAAGACUACGGGUUCAUUCUCGGCAAAAGCGGUUGUGUCGUAAAACAGAUGAUCAGCUUCAUGCAGUUCAGCAAAGUGCUUUCAUGACAGCUGCGAGGGAAAACAUUCCUAAAUUGUUUGAACAACUGGAGAGCAGUGGAAAUCAGAAGAAUGAGCAUUCUAAGCUAAUGGGUUACAUCAUGGGCUACCUGUGCAUCCUCACCGGACACAGAUCGGUUGUCCUCACCAACAUGAAGAAGGAAAAUGUGGUCAACUUUGUCUGUUGGAAUCAUGGCAAGAGAUUCCAAGUUCUGAUUGACGACCAGAAAACCAUGCAGUCAUUUGGUCAGGCUGCAUUCAACCUAAAUGAGGAGGAAUUUAGGUGGCUGGAAAACCUUGUCAACUCCAAGUGCUGUCCCCAGGGUCAGACCAGUGAUUAUGUUUUCCACACAACAUUUGGAAAAAAGAUCGCUAAGGCCGAGAACUUCCUUCAUCUGGCUUGGGCAGACUGUGGAAUGAAGGGCACAUUCAUCUUUCCCAAGAUCGAGAGCAGUCUUUCUACUCAAAACAGCCUUCCUCCUGCUCCUCCUCUCACGUCCAGGAGGGAGUUGGAUUUCUUAAGUGAAGAAUCUGCAGUCUCAAAAAUACAUGUCUACACACCUUCAAAGUGUUUUUGUGUAAUUGAGAAGUUGCAGCCAGUAGUUGCUGACUAUUAUCUCAUCAAAGCAAAUCUUUCCAAUGCCCUGCCCAGGCAAGCACCCCUUGCCGACCCAAAGAACAUACCUGCGCACCUGGCUGAGCAGAGCACCAGGUUCCAAGCAGCACAGAAAGUUCAGGAGGAACCAAAUAGUGAGCCUGAGCCCCUCACUGCCAAGACCACAGAUGAGUACCCAACUGAGCAGGUCCCAGGGAAAGUGUCAGCACCCUUGAGCCUCGUGCAGCAGACUCCCAACUGGAUGCUAGAAACACAAGAGAAGGAUGAACAAACCCCUUCGAGACUGGACCCAGGGUGUGUUCCAGAUCCUAUGAUCCAGGAGACAACAGAGUUGGUACCAGAAAUGCCUGAAGACCAGAUGCCACAAACCCAAGCAGAGGAGGUGCAGAAGCCCUAGUCAGGCAGGACCUGGCAUGUGCUCAAAAACCCAUCAUGCAGGUUGAUACCAAGAACGCCAUCAGAGGAGGUGUUUAGGGCAUGUUCCUUGUUACAAGACAGUAAAACACAGUGCCCCAAAGAUGUGAUUAGCUCUGGUUGGGAAUAAUCAUGUUUAAGAGUUUUAGAGUAAUAUGUUCAUUUAUCUUUAAAAGGAGAAAGAAUGCUGACGCUUUGAUUUAUUUAAUUUUUUUGUUUAUAAUUUACAGUUUCUCUUUUUGUUAAAUUGCAAGUUGGUCUAGGUAGUCUGUUACACACACACUUGCUCACACGCACAAGCACACAGGCGCACAU